UGUAGAAUUGUUGCUUUCUUUAGAUAAAGUAGAAAAGUAAUGCAUGUAAUCUUCACUACAAUAGAUUUGAUCAUACCAAUUCCUUUUGUCGUUAAGUUAAACAAAGGCUCUAUAUAUAUGUAGCCAUGUCUUAAUUUGUACCUUAUAACCUACUCACAAAGCAACCAGACAACACAUACAUCUCUCAUCUCUCUAUUCUCUCUCACUGUAAACUUCAAAUUAUGAUGGGAUACCAAACAAACGCUAAUUUCUCCAUGUUGUACGACCAAGACCACCCUCAUAAUUAUGAUUAUGAUGACCUCUCUUCAUCAACUUCUGUUGAUUGCACUCUCUCCCUUGGAACACCAUCUACUCGUCUCGACGAACACCAUAGAUUUUCUUCUGCCAAUUCUAACAACAUCUCCGGCGACUUCUUCUUUCACGGAGGAAGCCCAAAAACGACGACGUCUUACAAGAAGAGCGGUAGUGAACACAACCUGCCUCGCCGUUGUGCUAGCUGCGACACAACUUCUACUCCUCUAUGGAGAAACGGACCAAAAGGGCCUAAGUCGUUAUGCAAUGCGUGUGGAAUCAGAUUCAAGAAGGAAGAGAGGCGUGCAGCCGCCAGAAACUCAAUAACGUCCGGUGGUGGUUCAUCAGUGGCAGAAGUUCCGGCAGAGAACCUGUACAACGGAGGUGGAAACUAUUACACUCAUCAUCACUAUGCUUCGUCGUCACCCUCGUGGGCUCAUCAGAACACACAAAGAGUUCAGUAUUUCUCGCCGGCACCGGAGAUGGAAUAUCCGUUCGUUGAUGACGUCACGGCUGCCUCGUUUCUGUCUUGGAACUGACGUCACCGAAACCAAUGGCCUUCUCCACCAUUUUUGACGAGAUAAACGUUAACUAUGGAUGAUGAUGACGAUGAUGAAAGGUCUUGUCAUAGAUUCUCACCCAAAGUAAAUCAGUCCUGGUCAAAUUCAUUAUAGAUUCUUUUUAUUUAUCUAUUUCUUACAUCGACUCUAUCUCCUUUUUUUUGUCGACGCCCAUCGACUCUAUCUCCUUGUGUUUUCUUUUUAUGACUUUUUGAAAGAUAAAUAUAUAUAUAUGUACUGUUUACAACCCUUUUCAUGAUAUUCCACUUGUUUUGAGUUUUGACCGUAUAUGUUAUGAUACAUAGUAUUAGAGAUGUCAGGUUUACCCAUCCCGUUCUAUACCGCGGUGGGUUAGUCAUCGAGCGGGUCACAGUGAACCUGUUCCGUGCGGACUGCGGUCUUCAAAAUGCUGGCCCAAACCUGUACCACGGAAUAUAUAGGCAUUCGCGCGAGACACCUCCUUAUCAAACCGUCUGCUACAUCUUCUUUCAUGAAUGUUCAAGUAGAAGAGUUGUGUAAGAGAGAUGAAGAGAGCUCAUUAAGUUUCACUAAAGCCUUAUCAAAAUCAAUGCCACAAAGCUCCGUUUGUGCUUGCAUUUUUGAGUUAAAAGCCUUCUUUUAUUAUCACCAUAAGCUUUUGUUAAGUUUGAAUCUUAUUGAGUUGUUGUCUUUGUAAUAAUUUGUCUCAAGUGUUGUAUGUCUUCAUCAAA
This is a messenger RNA of Brassica napus (rape), 1561 nucleotides long. RefSeq names its product GATA transcription factor 20. Gene Ontology annotation, biological process: regulation of DNA-templated transcription; flower development. The transcript has 2 exons. NCBI's taxonomy places the organism in Eukaryota, Viridiplantae, Streptophyta, Magnoliopsida, Brassicales, Brassicaceae. The record is from RefSeq and is a predicted model, not a curated record. Bases 222 to 830 code for a protein of 202 amino acids. Gene Ontology annotation, molecular function: sequence-specific DNA binding; zinc ion binding; DNA-binding transcription factor activity.